UGAGCCCGGGUGAGGAUGACCAGGCCCUCUGUCCACCAUCUUGAACCCCUUCUCCAUGGUCACCAUUGAGGACAGUGAUCUGAGACCUCCUCAGGUGCUCUUCACAGUCAGUCUGCCUCCCACAACUCCUGAACGCGUGUCCUCCUUUAGUACAAAUCCCUCCCAGGAAAACUUGCCCUACUGGGGCCUCAUACACACCUCUGGGGGUAACUUCCAAGGGGCAGUUUAACUCAGGGCGAAGGGAAUGACCUUCACCCAAAGAGAAUGAGCUCUGAGACUCUGAGCCCAGCUGGGAGGGAUCUGGAAAGAUCUGGCCGCCUCUCUCCCGGGGACCACUGAGCACUCUGUCUGGAAGCCGGCCAGGGACAAAAAUGGGGGCCCGCUGGCUGGAUGAGUUGCCUGCAGCCUUGAUGCUGGCGCUAUUUUCCCUUCUCCCUGCAGUCUAACGUGUCGCUGAAGAAACUCAAUCUCUCCAUGAACAGCUUUGGGAACGAGGGGGCUGCAGCCCUAGGGGAGGUCCUCAGACUCAACAGCUACCUGACCUACCUAGACCUCAGCAGCAAUAACAUCACCAACGACGGGCUCUCCAAAAUCAGCAGAGCCCUGGAGUUGAAUGAAAGCCUCAAAGUUCUGAAGCUUUUCCUGAACCCCAUAAGUAUGGAUGGGGCUGUGUUACUUAUCCUGUCCAUCAAGAGGAACCCCAAAUCCAGGAUGGAGGAUAUUGACAUUUCUAAUGUCCUGGUGUCCGAGCAGUUCGUGAAAAUCCUGGAUGGGGUGUGUGCCAUCCACCCCCAGCUGGAUGUGAUAUACAAGUCAGUGCAAGCCCUCUCGGCCAAGAAAACCCUCUUCACGUGGACAAACCCUGUGAAACUGAUCCAGAGCUACGCAGACCAAAACAAAAUCUCCGUCCUGGACUUCUUCAGGAGCCUGAACCCUAGUGGAGAGAUGAUGAUGCCUGUGGGCGAGUUCCGGAAAGCCAUGAUACAGCAGAACAAGGUCCCCAUAAACCGGUACCAAGUCAGGGAGCUGAUAAAGAAGCUGGGCGAGAAGACAGGCAUGGUGGACUUCAGUUUCUUGAAAAUGACGAGGUCAUAGCAACACGUCCAGUCUGGAAAGACGUCUUGGCGACAGAGAACUCCUGGCACGUCGGCUGGUGGCAGGGGAGGAGGCGGAGAGCUGGCUGAAACCUCGGUGGACAAACCCCAAGGCCAGGGCUGUGAGCCAGCCAAUAAAGUCUGGCUUGGGUCUCCGGGCUGCUGAUGGCCUGCCCUUCCCCUGGGAGCACCCUCCGGUUUUAGGGAGCCCGUCCUUGGCGGCCUCAUCAAGAGCCAUGAGACAGAUUGGGAGCGCGUGGGGUUGUUGGGCGACAGAAUGAGAGCAGUGGGGGAAAGGUCAGCGCACGCAAGCAGUUGCCACCGUGCUUGUAAACUGUGUCUAGGGGGCAUGGCUGAGACUCGGCAGGAAGUGGCAGAGGGAGCGGGUGCUCAGGAAGUGAGGACGGGGCCUCUGGACGCACAGGCCAGGGUGUCACCUGGAGAGAGUCCGGGCGGGAGACGGAGCGAGCUGGCAUCCAGUGUAGCCUGACACGGCCUGGCCACCUGACCUUGGAGCCUCGUGGUUCCACCUGAAAAGUGGGACAGCUGAAACCAAAGAUCCCCCGUCAGUUCUAGGGAUCUGCCAUCCUGCAUUUCUUUGUAAAAUUGCUUGGGAAACGGAGGAGGCAUGAGGAGCUUAGCAAAAGAAGAGCAGGUGUAGCCAAGAACAGCAUAUGUUGAGCCGGCAGGGGGAAUGGGUGCCUUCAGGGGUUUUGAUUAAGCCCGCCAGCCGCCUCUGGGACGAACAAGGGCAGGAACUGUCCUUUGUACCUGUACAGUGCCUGCUUAUAGUAGGUGCUCAAUAAAAACA
Molecule: messenger RNA, 1905 nt
Organism: Bubalus bubalis (water buffalo)
Lineage: Eukaryota; Metazoa; Chordata; Mammalia; Artiodactyla; Bovidae
Product: leucine-rich repeat-containing protein 74A
Exons: 6
Coding region: 475-1095 (206 amino acids)
Molecular function (GO): protein binding
Source: RefSeq, a predicted model, not a curated record